Coprinopsis cinerea okayama7#130 is the source of this 2772-nucleotide messenger RNA. RefSeq lists its product as hypothetical. NCBI's taxonomy places the organism in Eukaryota, Fungi, Basidiomycota, Agaricomycetes, Agaricales, Psathyrellaceae. The transcript has 3 exons. The record is from RefSeq and is a predicted model, not a curated record. The coding region runs from base 1 to 2772 and encodes 923 amino acids.
AUGCCAGCAGCCUUCUCCCGGUUGCAGCUGGCAGCUGCACUCAUUGAAUACGACAACGAUUCAGAGGACCCAGAUGCCCCAAGACGCUCAGCUCAAGAGAGCGCUAUCUUUGCUCAUCUAAGGCGCAACCCUGCCGCCCGACCAGACCUCUCAGCCCGCAAAUCGAGCAACUAUCUGACUGCAACGCAGAAUGGUAGAGAAUCCAUUGCCGAUACGAGGCGGUCAAGAGCUUCCAGAGGCUCGCUAGACGCCCUGAGAAACCCCUUCGGCGCGGAUGGGAAUUCAGAGUACGACGACGAUGGGGACGAGCCGCCGUCGGAAAUGGAAGUCGACUUGUCUUCAUGGGGGCUUGAUGCCUUCAUACCUAAGGAGAAGGCAGAGAGGUCGAAGAAGGGGAAGGAGAAGCAAGGAUCUGUCCCAGUCCGUUCCCGUACCAUCUCAGGCGGUCCCCAAGAAGUGGGUGAGGCGUCAAACGCUGUAGCUCAUUCCAGGUCUGCAAGCACGCUGAUUAUGCGACGCCAAUCUACGUCGUCCCGUUUGGAUUUUCCAGAAGAUGCAGGGGCGGGCGGCACACUUCAUCGACGCCGUGCCGCUUCCCAGUCCUCAAUGCUUCUUCAGAGUCCCAACGGCACCGUCCCCUUCCCUUCACCCCGCCCAAUGACGCCCGGGACCCCCGGCGACGGGUUUGCUGAAGUAGCAGAGGAUAUCUACCCGCCUCGUUCGCAUUCACGAGCAAGCUUUGGGUCACGAAAUGUGCUAGAUGACGCCGGGGAGUUGCGACCUCGCUCCAUGUCCCAAGGCACAAUUGGCGUGGAUCAGCAGCCGCAGGAGUCGGAUAACCCAUUCGCUUUGCGUGCCCCGACUGUCACCUCUCGUUUUGAUCCCAAGGCGGCCCACGUACGCACUACAUCCAUGGCUUCUUUCGGCACACGGCAAUUACUAGACAAUGAAGACGCUGAGUCUAUCAAAUCCCGCAACUCGUUUAACCAAAACCGACCUUACUCUGUCGUUGAGUUAUUACGUCCCAAGGUUCUUGUGAUGCCUAGCCCACUUCAGUCCACCGGACCUGACGCUUCACAACCCAACAUUGUUCGCGAUGGGUUUCAGCUGUCUCGAGACGGGCCUCCACUUCCCCCAGGGGCUAGGACCUCUCGCCGAUUGUCUACCAACCUUGAUGCCGUACCAAACCCAUCCAACUCUUUCAUUCCGAACCCAACAGCCGACCUAUCUAUGGCACAGAAGAUCUUCCGCGACACUUUAAUCGGCCAUGCUGCAGCGACUGGGCCUGGCGGAAUUCCUCCCCGGGCACAGAACGAUGGAGAGCAGAUUGAGUUUGAACCCCCGGAGAUUGACGAGGAGCAAAUGUUCUUUGGAGCUAAUCAGGGUCGACCUACAAGGCCUGCGGGGAAACUGUAUGGCAAGAGCCUGAUUGAUGAUUUGGAGACGAGGAAGGCGCAAAUGCGAAGCAAGCAACGUGUGUUCACUGGAGACCAGCGUCCAACUAUGAUGGCACGCGAAUCGAACAGGACAAGCACGCUUAUUGAUCCUGCUAGCCUCAGUCAGAAGCCAGGAACCCAACGACAAAGUUCUUACGGCUCUCAGGGUGGACAAAGCACCGGCUUGGAAAGACGCGGCUCUUCUCACAUGAAGCCGUUCCUUUCCUUCGACGAGGAAUCGAAGCAUCACCAAGAACCCCAAAACCCAGAUCGCAUUCCCAAAAACAAGUCGGUAUUCGGUGUGGACACGCUUUGGGAACAGGAGAUGGCCAAGUUGAGGUUGAUACAGGAGGAGGAGAGGAUCGAAGAGGAGAAGAGGAGGAAACGGGAAGAGGAAGAAGCUAGGCUUAGGGCGGAGAAGCGAAGGAACAAGAAGAAGCUGAGAAAGAAGAAUGCCCCGCCAAGGGAUGGCAUGGACGAUGUUCCAACUCCCCCAGAAGAGGACGUUCCUCCGGUCGAUCUAGAUGUUCACGUCCCUGCAGAGCCGCCAACGCUACCCGACGUUCAGCCUGUCACUGCGCGAAAGGCCCAGCAGGUCGAAGAAGACGAUGACGAUGAUGAAGAUGAGGACACUGACGAGGAAGGUGCACCGUUGCCCUCCCGCAAGGAACCCAGCGCCGCAGCGUGGCUAUCUGAUUCCGAGGAUGAACGGCCGGCUGGCCCAGUCAGGACGACCGGGGUCGGGCUUCGCAAUCCAUCGCAAGCCAAAGCGGCGAAUUACCGUCGAGGCCAGUCCGACAGCGAGGAGGACCUUCCUUUGGCAGCAGCUAAGCAAAGGGCUACCAGGAUGAUGGCAGAAUCGGACGACGAGGACAAGCCUUUGGCACGAGUAAUUCAGGAGAGCAAGUCCAAGUCGCCUAUGAUCGAUAUUGAUUUUGACAAACCUGGAGUUGGUCAAUCUCAGUCGGAUGAUGAGGACAGUCAACCUCUUGGCAUUCGAGCCUCAAGGUUGAUGAUGGCUAAUGCCUCGAACGUCGACGACGAUGACAAACCGCUAGCCUUCCACCCAGAGCAACAACGACGAACUCAGUAUAACCUUCUCGCUCAGCAACAGCAUAACCAAAUGAUGAUGCAGGCCCAGUUCCAGAACAGCAUGUUUUUCAACGCUCCUCCGAUGAUGACUCCCCCGUUCUUCGCUCCUGCAAUGAUGAACCCUAUGGCGAUGAUGCAGCCGCCUAUGCCCAUACCAUCACCACCGCCAAUGCACGACGAGAACAAAUUCCUGAGCGUCGACAAAUGGCGACGUGAUGUGGUUGUGGACGGGGACCAACAGUGA